Ruditapes philippinarum (Manila clam) is the source of this 2786-nucleotide messenger RNA. RefSeq lists its product as uncharacterized. The coding region runs from base 62 to 2119 and encodes 685 amino acids. The record is from RefSeq and is a predicted model, not a curated record. The transcript has 10 exons. Lineage: Eukaryota; Metazoa; Mollusca; Bivalvia; Venerida; Veneridae.
UUCAGUUGUAGAUAUGUACUCGAUAGUUUAACAUGCGCACAAGUUCUCCACUUUAUUGAAGAUGACAGUAAUAGUUUAUCUCAUUGUAUUUACCGUUGUACAUUUUACAUCUACCAAUGUCGAAGCGGGGAGUUGCUCCGUGGACAUAUGUAAUUGGGAACCAUGGAAAUCAUGGUCAGACUGUAGCAGAACUUGUGGUGGGGGAACAAGAAGGAGAUCAAGGCCAUAUUGUUGUAAAGCGGAAUUAAAUUUUGAUGAUUGUAUAAGGGAUUGUGGUCAUGACUGGGACUAUGGUCAUACGUACGCAAAUGACAAAGAAUUCUGCAACAAAAUUUGUUAUAACGGUGUUUACUCGUAUGGAAUUAAUCAGUGUACCUGUAAUGACGAAUUUUAUGGAACGUGUUGUGAAAAUGAGUGCCCGCAUAUUGAGCAUUGUAAGAGAAGUUGCAGUUCAUCAUGGAACACUAAGUGUCUUGAGUGUAACUAUGAUCAAAUACUGUUCAAGAAAACAGAGGGCGACACAAAAUGUGAACAAAUUCCUCAGAAUUUAACACUACAUCUAGAAAAUUCACCAAGUAAGGAUCAGGAUCUAACUAACAAUGCAGUUACUUUAAAGUGUACAACUGGGUGCAUUUUUCCAACUCCAUCAUUUAUAUGGUAUUAUUUGCAGUCGUCGGAUGGAUUUGGAUCUAAAUGGUCAAAUUCAGAGCCUGUCACAAAAACACCUGGGCAAUGUAAAGAAUUUCAAAAGAUGUUCACCUCUACUUUAGUACUUCGAAAAUACACGGUGUUCAAUGACAAUGCUGACCAUACCGUCAGAUUUCAAUGUGGUGCAACGAUUAUGAAUGAUACAUCUGAUGAAGUAAAAACACAGUCAUCUGUAAAUAUCAGAUUUGCCGUUAGAGUGGCGAAGGUAUCACUAAAGAUUGGAAGUAGUUCUAGGGUAAGUUCUCUAAACGUUACCGAUGGCAUUUCGGAAAUAUUCAAAUGUACAACAAGCGAUAGCAGACCAUUACCUAUAAUUGUAUGGUAUAUAGGACGGACAGAAAAAUUAAGAGUUGUCGGUACUGAAUCAACGCUUGCAUUCAUUCCUAGUAUAACAGAUAGUGGCAAGGAAGUUUAUUGCAAAGCUUUCAAUAUUCAGCCAGAAAAUGAAGCACUAUCCUCCAACAAAGUUUCUCUCUAUGUUAAAGAGCGUGCUUCAGUGCAUUCGUUAUAUGUUGAUGAACAUGCUGGUGAAACAAACGUUACGAUCAACGAGAACUACGUUAACUUGCAACUAACAUGUAACAUAAGCGGUAACCCUGCAUCAAGUGUGGAAAUUAAGUUCGAAGAGAAAAGUUUAAUUGAAAAAGCUAACAUAAACGAAUUGAGAUUUGUUCGUCAGAGAGUGGCUUGUUUCCACAAGGGUGAAUAUUCAUGUGUAGGAAAAGAUGAAUUAGGAGUUAUAACAAAUAAAACACUCAAUUUGUUUGUCAAUUGUCUUCCACGGCCUGAUUGGCAAGCAAUUUCGAAUACAACUUGCUCUAUUGGUGCGCCUGUUACAUUGACAUUUACUGCUAUUGCAUAUCCAACGCCAAGUUCUGAUGGUUUCAAAUGGUACCAAAAAAUCUCGAAUGAAUGGAUACCUUUACAAAGUAAUAAGGAUGUGCAAAUAUCUGUAAUAGGACUGGAAACAAACCUAAAUAUUUUCAAUGUUACUCAGGCAAACCUAGGCCAAUAUCAUUUAACAGUUGAAAACAGCGUCGGAAUAUAUAACCAGUAUUAUUUCCUUAUUGAAAAAGAUGACCCCAGUGUUUAUGUCGGCAUAGAAACUAUGGACAGUAGUGAUUUCAAAAUUGCUACAAUUAUAUUGGGAAUAAUUUCUGUCAUAUGUAUUGGUACUUCAGCUGGGAUACUGAUUUGGUUUAAACGAAAAACCAAAGGAACAGAUAGAAAAUCAUGCACUAAGUCGUCACAUAAAAGCCAAAUUGAUCGCUUUGACAAUAAAUCAUACGAAACAGAAAUGCAGGAAUGUACCGGACGUGUAUACGAGAAUCUACCGCAACAAUAUGCUGAUUUAAAGGCGUUUACUAGAGACGAAAUGACAACCUAUGAUGUUAUAGAUAAUAGGCUAUAACAUUCAAAAGCAGGGAUGUCUUUAAACACUGGACUAUAGAGAAAACAUUAACAAUACCCCGAUACAGUCAUUGCUUAAGCUGCUAUUCAUCUUCUGGUCAGCUUUUAUUUGUCUUUAAACUAACCGGGUCGUCUAUAAUAAUUCAUAAAAGAAACAAGUAUCCUUUGAUCUAAGUGAGAAUGUGAUAUUUUUUAUUUACAGAAUAUUUUAUGGAAUUCAAUAAAACAAUAAAAGUGGAACAAACAAUCAACACAGGAUAAGUUUUAAAGUUUAUUUAAUGAUGCUAACCGACGUUUCGACUCUCACGAGUCUUCAUCAGGGUUAUAAAAUAUCAGAAUUAUAGAAACACCAUUGUCUAACGUACAAAAAUCGGGUAUACUUUUACGUCACGUGAUUUGUUCUAAAAAUAGUUUAAAUUAUGUCAUUUUGGGUUUACCCCAUAAUCUAUAUUUAGCUGUAUGCUUUUUAAGAAAAAAUACCGUAAAUGGAAUAAAUUUUUAUGUCAACGUCAUUCAGUGUUUCUUUUUCAUCCUGGCAAUUGGUUGAUGUGCUUGUGUGGCUGCUGCACGGCGACGGAUUGUUACUUCUAAAGGGUGACAGUUGAAGUGGGGAUAAUUCCGGAUCUAUUAUCAUUUCUUUUAAAAUUUCGUCCGUUGUUGAUUUUGGU